Messenger RNA from Soboliphyme baturini, 408 nucleotides. NCBI's taxonomy places the organism in Eukaryota, Metazoa, Nematoda, Enoplea, Dioctophymatida, Soboliphymatidae. The record is from the annotation of a GenBank genome assembly.
AUGUGGUACGUUUACGUCGUGCUCGUAUCACUGCACCUCGUCUCUGGCCACCUGUCGCGUGUCGCGUGCGUGUCGGUGACCGUCUUGCUGCCACCAGGCCCAUGUUUCAACUGCGGUCAGUAUGGUUAUCACAUCGCUUCGAAGUGUCGAGCCUUUCCUCAGAACAGAAGUUGCUAUCAUUGUCGAUCGGCUGACCAUUUGGUGUCGCAAUGUCCCAAAAUGCAUGCCAAGCAUUUGGAGCAGUGCAGCGAUGGUCAAGACGACGACAGGCCGACUGUAUCAGCAUCGACGUUACUCCCGAUGAGCAACGGCGAAAGCGUCAAUGGGAGACCAGAAGCAGCCCGAGAAGGAAAUCGUCUAAACGGUGAUCCGCCAACUUCGAGAGUGCAGCCGGACCAGCUGGAAUGA